This is a messenger RNA of Hippocampus comes (tiger tail seahorse), 2407 nucleotides long. RefSeq names its product F-box and leucine-rich repeat protein 17 (gene fbxl17). The record is from RefSeq and is a predicted model, not a curated record. NCBI's taxonomy places the organism in Eukaryota, Metazoa, Chordata, Actinopteri, Syngnathiformes, Syngnathidae. The transcript is spliced from 8 exons. Gene Ontology annotation, biological process: SCF-dependent proteasomal ubiquitin-dependent protein catabolic process. The coding region runs from base 241 to 1992 and encodes 583 amino acids. Gene Ontology annotation, cellular component: SCF ubiquitin ligase complex. Gene Ontology annotation, molecular function: protein binding.
UUGCACGUACCAUCCUCUUCGGCUUCCGUACGUUGCCACCACGGUGCGGAAGUCGUACUAAGGAGCACAGCCAGAGCUGCCACUGUUUAGUGUUGGCCUAACUGGGCUUUUCCGCGUCCUUGUUUCUACCGACGAGGCCGUGUCAGCAUUCAUCUCGACCGGCCCGAAGAAGACUAUUAUGUGAGCUUUGCGGUCAAGUGUGUGAGCACCGUGCAAACUGAGUUUUCUCGAGUCAUCUAUAUGGGCCAUCUUCUCUCCAAAAAUGGUUACCGUCUGAAGAAAAAGACACAUAAGCAGCAUCACCGGAAGAAGAAGAAGAGGAACUGCUUCCUGCAGGGGCCUUGCAUGCUGUGCUUCAUUAUCCAUAGUAGCAGCAGCAGCAGCGGCGGCAGCGGUUUCAACGAAGACAGCGACCCCCUGGAGGCCGGCGUCAACGGCAGCGGGUGCUGUCACAACAGCCUCACCGGCAUCACUGUCACGGGCGUCAGCGCAGUCGGAAUCAACGCAGCGGCAGCUGCCUCCAAACUCGCCGAGCGAUACGUCACGCUCGCAUCUCCCGAGGACUGCUCCAAGUUCCUGCUCUCUCCGCCAGAGUUGGCUAUUUGGGAAGGGACAGGGAGGAGCCUGUUGUCAGCUGUCCCGGCGAAACUCAUUCCACCGCCGGCUCUUUUUCGGACUGCUGGUGUGUCUGUGACUGUGCCCAUUCCUGUGCCUGUACCCGGCUGCACCAGUAACUACGCCGAGAUGGUGUGUAAGAGGAAGUGUUCCGAGGUCCAGAGGUGCACGCCUUGCAACAAGCAGCCACGCUGUGCCUUUUCUGCCCCCGAUGGUAGCAUCGAAAACGGAGGAGUGGGCGGAAGCGUCGGGGAGGCUUCCUCGAACACCCAAACUGGCCCCUGCCACCUUCCCAUCUGCCAGUUGCCCUCUUCCUCCUCCUCUUCUCUAUCCUCCUCCUCUUCCUCAACAGCGGCCGACGGCUGCUGUGGGUCGGCUCUUCAGGUGGAUCUUCCCCACAGCUCGGACUUGUCCCCCGCCAGCCUGCAGCACUAUGACGACUGCCAGACCAGAGGCUCUGACGCUGCUGAUCCUUUAAGUAUCAACCACUUGCCUUCUUCCAUCCUUCUUAAGGUUCUCUCCCAUUUGACGGUGAAGGAGCGUUGCUUGUGUGCCUCUUUGGUCUGCAAGUACUGGAGGGACCUCUGCUUGGACUUCCAGUUCUGGAAGCAAAUCGACCUCAGUGGCCUACAACAAGUAAAUGAUGAACUCUUGACGAAAAUAGCCUCUCGAAGGCAGAAUGUGACCGAGAUAAACAUCUCGGACUGCAGGGGGGUCCACGACCACGGAGUGUUCUCCCUGGCCUCUCAGUGUCCCGGCCUGCAGAAGUACACAGCGUACAGGUGCAAGCAGCUGGGGGACAUAUCCCUGGCUGCCUUGGCGGCACACUGUCCUCAGUUGGUGAAAGUUCAUGUGGGAAACCAGGACAGACUGACAGACAGGGCGCUCAUAAAGCUCGGAGAGUGCUGCAGUGAGCUGAAGGAUAUUCACCUGGGCCAGUGUUACGGUAUCAGCGAUGAAGGCAUGGUGGCUUUGGCCAAAGGAUGCCCCCAACUACAGAGAUUGUACUUGCAGGAGAACAAACUGGUCACUGAUCAGUCGGUGCGAGCGGUUGCCGAGCAUUGCCCGCAGCUGCAGUUUGUUGGUUUCAUGGGGUGCCCCGUGACAUCCCAAGGAGUCAUCCAUCUCACCGCACUCCGCAACCUGACCGUCCUGGACUUGCGGCACAUUUCGGAGCUCAACAAUGAGACGGUGAUGGAGGUGGUGAGGAAGUGCCGCAACCUCAGCUCCCUCAACCUCUGCCUCAACUGGAGCAUCAAUGACAGGUAUGUCAGCCUGUUCUUUUCAGUGACUCGGUGUCAUGCACACAGUUUCUAUUUUGGAUCACGCCAAUGCGGGCGUUUGAUAACCAUUGGUAAUCGCGCCCUCACACAGUAAGUAAAAAUAGUUUUUUUCCCAUAACUCCAUCCCAUGCCAAAUCAAACCAAACCAAAAUAAUGCCUUGUCAUCUUGCAGUCAAAGCAAGCGAACAAGUUUUAACAGAAAUGAAUACAAUUUGAAGGCAAGUCCACAGAGACAGAAAAACAAACAUCCAAUUUAGAAAGGUAAACAGAGCCAGAGGAUUCCCCUCAUGUUUUUAUUUCCCUGUAAUGACUCAUUAGUUGUCUUGAUUGACAAAUAAUGUGUUGACAAUUUAACAAUGAGUCUAUUUUCUAUGAGCUGACAGAUGUAUGCUGUUAUUAAAUAUUCUAAUUAGAUUUUUGUUAUCUCUAUUCCAAAUUGCUCAUUUGUUGCUUGACUGUUGGUUUGAUUUUAAAACACAUUUCAGCGACCAAUUAAUAGUUUUAUAUGG